AUGAAGUUAUUCCUCCAACGUGAAGACUCGAGAGGUCCAGAGCGGCCCGGAAAUGGCACCUUCGCAGUACUGUAUGACUUUCAGCGUACAGAUCCCAUGGUCAAAUUGCAGCACCCUGCCGAGUUGACUGACUAUGAACCACAUCGCCAAGCACAAAGUGAUCUCCUCUUCUUGCGUGGCUACCCAUCUCCGGAAUGGCUGUCGGCUGUGGGAAGCAGGGUUGACGUUGACAUCGAAUUUCUCGAGCAUCACUUGCAGUUGUAUGCGAAGCAACCAGUCCAAUUGGCUCGAACAUGGCCGCCAGUCGCAUCUCAGGCGGUAAUGGAGCCACGUCUUCGGCUCACGACUUUGGGAUACCUGCUUGACUCGGACGAGAGCACUAGGAGCAGCGUGUCGCAUGUGCAAAAGCUCCGGCAACGCACGAGAGGUCUUUUCGGCUCGUAUCUCGACUCCAUUCGAAACGAUGAGGUUGGGCUCGGCGACUCCUUGCUUCACAGCAUUUGCGUCCAUGAUGGUACAAACUUCAGCUUCGGCCAAGACAUCUCCAUAUGCGUAAAGCAGACCGAAAUUGGCUGGUUUGCUCUGAUUUGGCUAGACUUCGGAAGCCACAACCUGGCCGACGGACCCAAGGGUCGGCAUUUACUAGCACCACUGGGCAGCAACCCAGCCAACACCAUCUUUCGUCCUACGGUCUUCGGAAGGGCAUGUGAGGCAAGAGAUGGCACGCCGACCCGAGGAUCCACGGAUGACCCGAACAUCAGUGCAGAGUGCAUCGACCAAAACGCAAUGCACCUCUGGCGGAAUUAUGAUUAUGGCCUCGACAUCAACCUCGCACGAUCAAGCUCGCUGCAUGCCCUAAGUAAAUUAUUCGCUUUUGCCGCCGCUUCCGGAUCCCAGUUCCUCAACCUGAUUCAGCGCCUAGUCGACGACGAAGUUCGGCUAGCCGAUGCCUUCGAGCCAGAGAAUGCAUCCAUGUCAAACCUGCUGCACCAUCAGCAAGUUUUGAACGAGCACAGGAGACGUCUGAAAGGUGGUCCUCUUGCGUUGGAAGAGCAAUCAAGCUGGCCGCACGCGCUGAGCGUGACCCAGACCGAGUUGCACAUGACAGGGCACACUCAGAGCAAGUUGUAUCGCGACUUUGAUGGCUUGAUCCGUGCGGCACAGGAUAUCGCUGACGAAUGCAACCGUGGCGCUCGUAACGUCAUCCAGCUUGCGAGCCACGCGGAGUCCCAGAAAGCGAUUGCGCAGGCUGAGGACCUCGGGCGUCUUACCCGUUUGGCGACUAUUUUCGUGCCAUUGACAUUGAUAGCGGCCUUCUUUGGAAUGGAUUCAUCUUUGUUUGGGCAAGGGACGCUCCCUAUCUGGGUCUUCUUUGCGGCGGCGGGACCAACGUUGGUGUUGUCCGUGUUGUUGCUGAUGCCCAGAUGGAGACAGCGACUCACCAGUUGGUUUUGGCCAUCCAUUCGGCGGAGGACCACGCACGAGGAUGACUUGGAGACAGGCCAAUUAGCUUGA
Molecule: messenger RNA, 1515 nt
Organism: Fulvia fulva
Lineage: Eukaryota; Fungi; Ascomycota; Dothideomycetes; Mycosphaerellales; Mycosphaerellaceae
Exons: 2
Coding region: 1-1515 (504 amino acids)
Biological process (GO): metal ion transport; transmembrane transport
Cellular component (GO): membrane
Molecular function (GO): metal ion transmembrane transporter activity
Source: RefSeq, a predicted model, not a curated record